UUGAAAAUAUGGAAAAAGUCUACGACUAUAAGUAAUCUAUUUUAUGCAUAGAGCCACAGAGAGAUGGGCCUUUUGAAAUGUAAAAGAAACAUUUUUCCAAAAAAAGAAAAUGUAAACGAAACAUGGAUGAAAGCAAGCUAUCUCACAUUAACUAGGGUUACUGGACUACAACUUCACAAUGACGAGAAGAAGAAGUCUUGCAGCGAAUUCUGCAUAUGAAGAAGCCAGCAUGGCGGUACAUCGGGGUGCAAAGCAGACAGCGGGACUCCGGAACACAAAUACGGCGAAGAUUGUCGGUUCUUCUACCCCUUUGCGCCGUUCAAAUCGUUUGAAAGGAAGUGGCCCUUUACAUGGAAGUUGGGAAGGGAAGCAGCCUUGCGGAGACGAUUGUGUUGUUCUUGACAUCCAUCAGCCGUGCAUCAAAAUGGAGGAAGUGAAAGAAAAGUAUGCCUAUGAAGAAAUCCGCAAAGCUCGCAUUUUGGAAAAUCAGGCUCGGAUGGAAAGUUUGGGAAUCCGAAAAACCAUGUCAGAACUUCGGUGCACCAUUCCUUCAAAGCCAAAAUUGGAUAAGAGAAAGUUGAUCAAGAGUGAAUGCUCGUCCAGCCUUUUGCGUCGUUCGAAUCGCUUGAAAAACAAACCAGCAGUUUCAAUUAAGCUAGAAGAUGAUGAGGGGUAUACUGCUCGCCAGCCGUCGUCCUAUGCGGUGGCUCGGGGUUGCUCAAGAAUGGUUAGGGGCAGUGUGCACGAUCCCAUCUACGGAAUCUCUUGCCACUUCUGCAGGCAAAAGAAAUUGUGUGGUGAAGAAGAAUGCAAGCGUUGUAAUGAUUUUGACAUGAACCAACCUUGUAUAGGUAAGACAGAUUGUUCGCUUUGUCAUUCUGGUACUGGUGUCUUUUGUCGAGCCUGCCUUGAGAUUAGAUAUGGUGAAGAUAUGGAUGAAGUGAGAGCGAAUAAAGAAUGGAUAUGCCCUCAUUGUGUUGAAGACAAAGGGAUUAAUCCCUAUUGGAUUUGCAAUAGUUCAUUUUGUUUGAAGAAGCGGCGAAUGGCUCCCACCGGGAUAGCAAUAUACAAAGCUCGAGAGAUGGGAUUCAAAUCAGUGGCACAUUUACUGAUGCAUGAGCUUAUGAGCAAAGAUGAUUGAUCCAUCCGAUCACAUUUACAAAGUGAACUACCGUAAGAGAGUGGAGCUGGAGGCUAACGUAUGCUACGUAUCCCAUCGUUACAAUGGUUUGCAUAUAUAAGACUAUGCAGGUGACCAAUUUUGUUAACAUAUCAUGGUCAUUGAACUUUUUGCAUUCAUAACAUUAUGCAGAAAGUUGAGGGGCUGAUUCAAUCUUUUGCUUCAUCCAUGUAUGUGAAACUGAUAAAAGCUUUGAAUGUGUACUAUCUGUUGCCAAUGGAACUUCAUGCGAAUAUGCUGAGAACAAUGCUACCCGAUGCGCAAACCCACACCAUAUUAUGGUCCAAUUUUAGAACCUUAAAUUGAAACGAGUAAACUUGUGCAGGUUCAGUGUGCAGUUCUGUAGGUCUCUUCCACUGGAUCUUCCCCGAUUCCAAAAGGCUAACGUGAACAAGGUAGAGGUGGGUGGGUGAAAUUGAAUUGAUAAAGUACGAAUUGCAAGUAAAACAUUAUAGAAAGUUAUUAAAAUUUGGAGUAAUAAUUAAGUAUAAUAUUUGGUUUAGUUCAUAUUUUUUAAUUCUUGAAAGUUGAUGUUUGAUAGCAAAUUUGUUAUGAUUUGCAAGAUAAUGACAAUUGAUACUUGAUUUAAAA
Molecule: messenger RNA, 1771 nt
Organism: Cuscuta epithymum
Lineage: Eukaryota; Viridiplantae; Streptophyta; Magnoliopsida; Solanales; Convolvulaceae
Source: the annotation of a GenBank genome assembly